Tripterygium wilfordii is the source of this 1176-nucleotide messenger RNA. Its product is annotated as transcription factor MYB36. The transcript is spliced from 3 exons. The record is from RefSeq and is a predicted model, not a curated record. Lineage: Eukaryota; Viridiplantae; Streptophyta; Magnoliopsida; Celastrales; Celastraceae. The coding region runs from base 45 to 998 and encodes 317 amino acids.
CCAACAAUACCUCAAACACAAUAACAAGAAAGAGAGAAAAAAAGAUGGGUAGAGCUCCAUGUUGUGACAAAGCCAAUGUGAAGAGAGGACAAUGGUCUCCUGAAGAAGAUGCUAAGCUUAAGGCCUAUAUGGAAAAGUUUGGCAUGGGUGGCAACUGGAUUGCACUUCCUCAAAAAAUUGGGCUGAAGAGAUGUGGCAAGAGUUGCAGACUAAGAUGGUUAAAUUACUUGAGACCAAACAUCAAGCAUGGUGGAUUCUCUGAAGAAGAAGACAACAUCAUUUGCAGCCUUUACAUUAGUAUUGGAAGCAGGUGGUCCAUUAUCGCAGCACAAUUGCCUGGAAGGACAGACAAUGACAUCAAGAACUACUGGAACACAAGAUUGAAGAGGAAAUUACUUGGAAAGAAAAAACAAUCCACCAUCAAUAGAUCAUCUUCUGAAGCAUGUGAAGCUAAUAGUACCAUUGGAGAAGAGAAUUCACAGGCUAUUGAAAGGCUUCAACUUCAUAUGCAACUUCAAGGCCUUCACAAUCCCUUCUCUAUCUAUAACAAUCCUUCACUUUGGCCUAAAUUGCAUCCCCUCCUUCAAUCAUUGAAUCAAACCCCAAAUCCUCCUAUAGAACUACAAACUGGUAUGUGUAGUGCUAGUGAUUUUGUUAAUCAUGGACAAUCAAUGGCUCCUAUCCCAUCCUCAGGAAUCAUGGAGAGAUUCGAUGUGGGAUUAGAGCGAGUUUCGACGUUGGAAGCCGAGCUUGGGAACAUUCUGAUCAAUACCAAACCAUCUGCUUCUUAUGAUUUAGUGCAGGAGAAUCAUCAAAUGGUGGAAUUUGAUUGUUCUAAAGAAAUGGAUAGUGGUUCAAAGGACAAUUGGAGUUGGUGGUCUAAUGACAAUUUGGAGUCGAAAUCGACAUCUUCUAACUCGUGGGAUUCAACCAAUGUUCUUCAUCAUCAUCAGUCUGAGGGAAUGUUCCAGGAUUAUGAAUUUGGUUACAAUAUUUGAUUCUGGUUAUGUUAUUAACUUAUUAUUAGGGAUUGUGUUAGUUGUGGUUUGUAGUCAUAAGCUGGAGAAGGAGGAGAGUAUAUAUAUAUGUGUGUGUGUGUGUGUCUUCAUAUGGUGUAAAUUGUGUGCAUAAUAAUGUGAAUGUCAUUUUUCUUUGUUAAACUCUAGAUCUUGUCGU